This is a messenger RNA of Alternaria infectoria, 1098 nucleotides long. RefSeq lists its product as uncharacterized. Gene Ontology annotation, molecular function: cellulose binding. Gene Ontology annotation, biological process: carbohydrate metabolic process. Gene Ontology annotation, cellular component: extracellular region. The record is from RefSeq and is a predicted model, not a curated record. Bases 1 to 1098 code for a protein of 365 amino acids. The transcript has a single exon. NCBI's taxonomy places the organism in Eukaryota, Fungi, Ascomycota, Dothideomycetes, Pleosporales, Pleosporaceae.
AUGUUCACCAAGGCCGUUUUCACCAGCGCUCUCCUCUCCGCCGUCUCGGCUCACCAGAACCUUCACCAGCUCUGGGUCAACGAUGUCACCCCCGGUUACCAGGUCGGCAUCCGGAUGCCACCUUCCAACAGCCCCGUCACCGACGUAACCAGCGACGACAUUGUUUGCAACGUUGGCGGCUCCAAGGUCCCCUCCGGUGUCGAGACCGUUGCUGCCGCUGAGGGUGACACAAUCAAGGUCCAAUGGGACCAGUCCGGCCACCCAGGUCCUAUCACCCACAUGCUCUACGGACCCGUCGACGAUGCUGCCCAGGCUACCGGUAUCGGUGCCGGAUGGUUCAAGAUUGACGAGCUCGACCAAGUCGGCGGCAAGUGGGCCAACGAGAUCAUGGGGGAGAACAACAUGACCCACGAGUUUGCUCUUCCUACCGGUCUUGCUAGCGGUGAGUACCUCCUCCGUUCGGAGAUGCUGGCUCUCCACAGCGCCCAGACCGUCGGCGGUGCUCAGUUCUACAUUGGCUGCAUGCAGCUCAAGAUCACUGGUACCGGCAGCGAGGGCUCAUGCACACCUACCAUUGAGCUCCCCGGCGCCUACAAGGCUGAGGAUAAGAACAUCUACAUCCCCGACAUCUACAACGGCUUCGACGCGACCACCUACAAGGCUCCUGGUGGCGCCGUUGCUUCCUGCGGUGGUGCCGGUGGUGCUAAGCCAUCUGCUCCUGCUGCUAACUCGACCGUCCCUGUCUCUUCUCCCGCCGCCGCCGCCUCUUCUCCCGCCGCCGCCGCCUCUUCUCCCGCCGCCUCUUCUGUCGUCGUUGCCGAGACCAGCGCCGCCGCUCUCCCUACCCUCGCUCCUGCCCGCCCCUCGAUGAACGCUACCAUCCCCAGCGCUGCCCCCGAGGCCCCCACCACCUUCGCUACUCUCGUCAAGCCUUCUGCCGGUAUCGCUGCCCCCACCGGCGCUGUUCCCUCCGGAACUGCUGGUGCUGCUAAGCUUUGGUACCAGUGCGGUGGCCAGGGAUGGACUGGCCCGACUGCCUGCGAGGGCACUGCCAAGUGCGUCAAGCAGAACGACUUCUACUCCCAGUGCCUCGCCUAA